AUGGAGGGUCACGUACAGGAGCUGCUGAACCGCAUCACGCUCAUCUCCGCCGCCGUCGCCACGAUCUGCCUCUUCUACGUCUUCUCGGCCUCGUCCUCGUCCUGCCGGCAGCUCGAUUCUCGCCACCACGAGGCGCUCGCGAUGACCGUCGCCCGCUCCCCGUUCCCCAGAUCGUCCUGUGAGGCGGCCUCCCGCCGGCCGUUGCCGCCGGAGAAGCGGUGGAAGAAGCUUCAGUCGACGCGGGAAUGGCGCCGCCGCGUGGACGCCUUCGGGGCCCUCUUCCGCUCCGUGCGCGGCCUCGGGCUCCUCGGCAACGCCUCCCGCGUCCUCUGCGUGUCCGCCGGCGCCGGCCACGAGGUAGCGGCGCUGCGGGAGUCCGGCGUCGCGGACGUCACCGGAAUCGACAUCGUCGACGUGCCGCCGCUGGUGAGGCGCUCCGAUCCGCACAACCUGCCGUUCUUCGACGGCGUGUUCGAUCUAGGGUUCAGCGCCGGCCUGGAUGGGGCGCUGUUCCCGGCUCGUUUCGUGGCCGAGUUGGAGCGGACGGUACGGAAAGGAGGAGCGAUCGUGCUUGCCUUCAGGAGAUGUUCUUCGGAGGCGGAGGUCGACGAGGUGAGGGGUCUAUUCAAGAGAUCUGCUCUCAUCCAUCUGAGCAAUGCGACGCUGGUCGGAUCCGAAUCGACUAUCAUCACAAUGAGAAACGGGGCUGCUCACGUCUGA
This is a messenger RNA of Spirodela intermedia, 720 nucleotides long. The record is from the annotation of a GenBank genome assembly. NCBI's taxonomy places the organism in Eukaryota, Viridiplantae, Streptophyta, Magnoliopsida, Alismatales, Araceae.